AUGUCUGCGAAUCAGGCAAUUGAUCCAGAAGUCUUUGAUGACCCAGUCUACUGUCCAAUACCGACAAGAGACUCAGUAAUACGGUAUCAGAAUACCAAUGACAGACGGUCCACCUUUGAAUCGAAGGCUGAUGGCUCUAAGCAGCAACCGUCAGAUUCGUCGAUGAUGAUAGCCUGCAAUGUUAGAGCUUUGAUAGUGCAAUUGACGUCUCCCACCAAGAUUGACUACUCGUUCAUGUUUGACUUCUUCUUUACAUAUAGAUUAUAUCUGGAACCAGAUUUCCUCAUGAAUUUACUCUUAGCAAGACUUGAAUGGUGUCUUAAAGGGGGGAACAAUGUGAGCGUGCGAAGACUGGCUUUAAUCAGAACUUUUGUGUGUUUACGUCAUUGGUUGCUGAAUUACUUCCUUGAUGACUUCACGGAUAACACAAAGAUUAGAGCAUCUUUUGUUGCUUGCAUAAAUAGGUUUGCUUCCGAUUCAUCGUACAGAAAAGAUCAGCUGAUUUCCAAGAUUCUUGUCGAUUUGAAGAAAAUAUAUAUCAAGCUGUGCGAAAUCUAUUGGUCGACCCUACCUUUAGAGAAACUCGUCAAUGUGGAAUUGAUCAACUACAACCUUUCAACUUAUGAAAAUCUUAACUCAUCAAGGCUAUCUUUAGUGGGAUUGCAGCAUGUCCACAAUCCCGCCCUUCGAAGAUCUGAGAUAGUUUCCCUUAACGAAAGGAACUCGCUGUCGUCUACCAAUCUUCUGUUGCAACAACUGGAUUCAAAAGUAUCAAACUCAUUUUUACCCAACAAUAGAACCACUUCUUUUCAUUUGUCAAGUAAACCUGCAUCAGUUGUACUGAGAACAGCAAGACCAAGGCAUCCCCAUCAUCAACUUAAACCCAAGGAUUCGCUAAUUAGUUUAAGCACUGGUAUAAAGUCAACAAACGCUAAUCAAGAAGCGAGUAUGUCAUUUCCGGAAAAUGAGCAUAUCAAACGUCUUUCGAAGGUUGAUGACUACAAUAAGGAGAACACUAACAUAUUGGAAGGUGGAAUAUCUAUGUUCAAAGAUGCCAAAGUUAGUUACAUCGUGCCAUCCACUCCUCUCAAAAAAAUGAACAUUGAAAUAAGACAAAGGUCUUCGCCUCAAGUCAGCCCUAUUAAAAGAAAACCGACUUUGAGUAAUAAGAACCCCAAGAAGGGUCUAUUUGGUCUGCAUUGGAGGAAUAAGACUUUGCCUACCUCUGCGAUACCUCCUGAACGCAAAAGUAAGUUUCAGGUAAUUAAUCAACCAUCGGCGGACCUUGGGGAGAAAACAAAAGUUUCCCUACCAACAGAAAAAUUGGAUAUUCUGGGGCAGAGAGUCAUCGAAGAGUUCAAUAUUUUACUUACAAAGAAAGAGCUUCGCAACAGGAUUGCGAAAUAUUCGUUGCUUGAACAAAAACAAUCAAAGCGUAGAUCAAAUUUGUCAAUUCUCAAUGCAUUUGAAAAGCACUGUAGCAAAAGAGAUAGCGAAAGCAUCAUACACGAAGUUAACACCACAAUCAAUGCUGAUGAACUCUUACUAGCCUUCAACAACAAAAACGAUAACAGAACUUCGGCCAAUCUUGAUAACGAGGCCAGUUUCAAUGAAGGUGUUGUGAAUAUGGACUUGAACCUAUCUAAACGAUCUUCUUUUAGGAGUCCAUCGGUAACACUUAAUUGGUCUCACUCCAUGAAUAUGACAAUAGAUAUGGAUUACGAACCAAUACAAGAUGGCAAGAUUCCAAACCCUCCGGAGGUUUUGCCCGACUUGCUAUCAGAUAAUAUGGACAAUAGUGGCGAUCUUGCUGAAGAGGAUUUCCAUUCUACAAAGAGUCACAUUUCUUUCACUGAAGAUGAAGUUUUAUCUUCAAGUAUGCUUGAGAAGCUUCAAGAAGAUAGCCGACAUAUGACUCCACAGCCUGAACAGAAGAAUGAGAAGAAUCAAGAAGAGGAACCAGUAUUACUUCCAGUUUCUGAAUUGGACUUCAAGCCUUGCACUGACAUUCCACAGGUGGACGACUCUUUUGCGAUGGAAGCUCAAAAGCUGACUUCUAGUUUGCAAAUAAACUCACCUACGAAUACUGCAGGCGUUACUGGGACAAUUUCACAACAAGGAGAAGAACUAGUAUUCUCUUUGGAACCUCUACAUCAGACAAUUAGUUAUCAGAGUUUCAAUAACAGAUUCUCCAUUAGAAAUAUCUCUAGAGAAAGCUGCAGCACCCACAAAUCUUAUGUUACUUAUGACUCCGACUUGAGCCAUAUCGACAUAUCCGGAAGCGUAGAAUACGACUCUUUUGGCUAUAAAUCCCUUAAGAAAAAAACAGGAUUUUCAAGUUUACGAAUUGGAGUACUUAAUGAGCAGUUACUUAGAGAGUUGCCAUUCUAUGAACAGCCCGAUGAACAAGCUUGUCAAGAAUGUGCACCAGUCUCAGGAGAAGUGUUAUCAUCAGACGAUGAAUUGACUCCAACCAUGAUUUUGGAGCAUCAAAGGCCACGUAGUAGAUUGCUUCAACUUUUCCAGGAAGACUUGAGCGUAACCAAAAAGGAAACAAGGGAAUCGGGAGUUCAGCCUGAGUCGUCUCCAAAAUCCUCUAAUGUUAGUAUGAUUUCAUCUGUUAGUUCUUCUUCCUUUGUGUUACCAUACCCGGGGUUAAGUACUACAGCGAUAGCUGAACUUGCCGCUAUUCCAGAUGAUGCUGGACUGGAGGAUCCUAUCCAGGCUGCCCUGAAUAAAUUGGAAGCAAAUGACAAGGAAGAGGCUAUGAGUCUAUAUGGACUCAACGAUGAAGUCGAACAUUUCAAUAACCAACCAUCCACUCAAAGACCCUCUUUGGAAGAAUUAAAAAUCCAGGAAAAUGUAAUUGACUUGUUCAUAAAUAAUCCAUUACAGAAAACGCCCAUUACCGUGCAUCAGAACACUCCGACACCAAAACAAGUUUUCAAAGACGAGCUUGAACUCAGCGAAAGUGAUAUCUCAAAAUCGGAAUUGUCUUCAUCAACUUCUGGAAAAGAAAAUGCAACAAAGAUCAUUGCAACAAACUUUGACCAUACAGUGGAGAAUACAAUGAGCAACGGCAACCAUAUUUCGUUUGUUCUAAGCUACGACUCAGAGUUAUUAGCUCAACAUUUCACAAACAUUGAGAAGGAUGCAUUAAGUGAGGUUGAUUGGAAAGAACUUGUAGAAAUGAAGUGGGAAAGUACUUUGGAGCCUAUCCACAGUUGGUUUGAACUUUUGUUGAGCAAAAUUUCGAAUAAUGGGGUUAACCUAAUUAUUUCCAGGUUCAACUUAAUGAACAAUUGGAUAAUCUCAGAGAUCUUGUUGACUGCAAACUUGGAAGACAGAAUGUUGACAAUUUCUAAAUUUAUCCAUAUUGCUAAGCAUUGUCAGUCGUUGCAGAAUUACGCCACUUUGUUGCAGAUAGUCUUAGCUCUGAACUCAACCAGAAUCAGCAGGCUCAAAUCCACUUGGGAAGGAAUUAACGCGGGUGAUAUUCUUAUCCUUAGAAGUCUUGAGAAAAUCACGUAUCCGUCCAAAAAUUUCCGUAAUUUGAGGAUCGAAUUAGACAAAGUGACAGCAUCCAAAGGAUGCAUACCGUUCAUUGGUAUUUACCUGAAUGAUCUUAUUUUCAACAAUGAACGUCCUUCCGUCAUAAAGAAAAAUGUGGAAAGUUCUAUCCAGACAAAAGUCAAGAUUAUCAACUCGCUUGCGGAAGAUGACACAGAAUUGAUUAAUAUAAGCAAGUUUUCAUUACUAUCUAGCAUUGUGAAAAAUCUCCUUCAAAUGAUCGAUUGGUCAAAGUUCUACGAUUUUAAAACCGAUAAAGAGAUUCUCAGCAAAUGCUUGUACAUCCGUUCACUUAGUGAAAAGGAAAUGGACUAUUGCUUUAACUGUAUCGCCGAAUAG
Molecule: messenger RNA, 3909 nt
Organism: Komagataella phaffii GS115
Lineage: Eukaryota; Fungi; Ascomycota; Pichiomycetes; Pichiales; Pichiaceae
Exons: 1
Coding region: 1-3909 (1302 amino acids)
Biological process (GO): positive regulation of GTPase activity; Ras protein signal transduction
Cellular component (GO): plasma membrane
Molecular function (GO): guanyl-nucleotide exchange factor activity
Source: RefSeq, a predicted model, not a curated record